Molecule: messenger RNA, 2631 nt
Organism: Panthera uncia (snow leopard)
Lineage: Eukaryota; Metazoa; Chordata; Mammalia; Carnivora; Felidae
Product: EF-hand and coiled-coil domain-containing protein 1-like
Exons: 8
Coding region: 1-930 (309 amino acids)
Source: RefSeq, a predicted model, not a curated record
AUGGUGCACACCAUGGUGGUCUUUCUGGCCCCAGCCAGAUGGCUGCUCUGUUCCAUCUCUCAUUCAGUGCUCUUCACAAAUCCAGAAGGUGCUGGCUGGCUGGCCUUGGGGGCAAGGAAAAGUUUGCCAGCCCCUGAGUUCAGUGAUAAUGUCCUACAGCUGCCGUGCUGCUCAUCGAAUGUCAGGGAGGGGCUCCGGGUGGCCGGCUUGGCUCCUGGUGGAGCCUUGGUGGCUUCCCCCUGGGGCAGGCUGUCUGGUUCCCUCCCUCUGUCCCUUGUCCCCACAUCCCGUGUUUCUCCAGCAGUGGACGGGCAGCUGUUCCGCUCAGUGGAGGGCCAGGCCGCCUCCGACGAAGAAGAGGAGGCCCAGAAGUGUCAGGAAGAGCAGAGGUCACUGGCCAAGGUCAAGACGCUGCUGGCUCGCCUCUCCAGCUGCAGGAGUGGGUGUGAUGAACAGACAGCCAAGAAGCUCGUGACUUACUUCGGCCACUUUGGCAGUGCUGACCAUGCCUGUACCCUGGGGGAGCUGGAGGCUCGCAUCGCCGUGCUGGUGGAGCAGACCCUGGGGACACCUGGGGAGGAGGCAGAGCUGCAGCGGAAGGUGGAAGAGAAUGAGCAGCUGAGGCUGGAGCUGCAGAUGGUGGAGACAGAGAGGGUGCGGCUGUCCCUGCUGGAGGAGAAGCUGGUAGACGUGGUGCAGCUCCUGCAAAGGCUCCGGGACCUGAACAUAUCGAAAAGAGCCCUGGGGAAGAUUUUGCUGAACACGCUGGAUGCUUGCAAGGACCCCACACAUGAGGGGAGAUCUGGACCCUCAGCCAUCCUGGACGCCCUGCACACGGCUUUGGCUGGCUGUGAGCUCUUGCGGAGAGAGCCCUCGGCACCAGCCUCCACGGCUCCUGCACUCGCCAACCCCCUCCUCAUCUCCUGCUGAGGCCACUGGCCCAACCUGUGGGCACCUGGGUCAGCCCGACCUCCAUCAGACCAGCCUCCAUGUCAGCCUGACCAGCAUCACAUCUUCAGAACCCUGGAGACCCAGACUCCUUCUGAGACUGGACUUAACCCCAGAGCCUCCCACGACAGAGCCUGACAGACAUCCUUUCCUUUCGUUCCUCACAGAUUCCUUUGCGUUCCUGCUGCCAGAGUUCACGUUCAAACCCUGGGGCUGCUGGAUCAGCCCAUACCUGCUGCUGCUUCCCCUGCCCUCAGUGCAGAGUUGCCUACAUUCAUGCACAAACCGGCCCAGAAUCCCCUCCCUGGGCUCCUGGAGUCUAUUCCCCUUCCAGCACUGCCCCCUUCCUGUCACCCAUGUGCCUGAUGCAGGCACACUGUGCCCAACCUCCAGGCCACACAGGCUGGGGAAACAUAAGGAGGGGGUGAUCACUGCAGGCUUCCAGGUAGAGGCUGCCCUUGAACUAGCUCCAGAUGAGAGGCAGGAUUUCGAUGGACAGAGAGAGGAGAGAAGGACAUUAAAUGCUAAUGUGAGGAAACAGCAAGAGCAAAGUGUGGGGCCAGAAAGGGCCCCCAUUAGUACAGUACCUGGAACACCUCUUUCACAAGCAUGCAGUGGAUACUGGGUUUCAUGGGGUCACAGGAGAGAGUAAGACAAGCUGCCCGUUCUCACCUACCUUAACAUCUCAUAGGAGAGAAAGAUGUGUUGGCAAAUAGCGCAACAUGCAUGAAAUCAGUGCUAAAUCAAGGUAAAAUAGUUACUCAGGAGUCCAGCCUAGAGGGGUUCAUCCGAGCCAAGGAGGGCAGAUGCACCACAGAGGGGAAUGGCAGGGGUGAGGGCAGGUGCCUGGGGGGACAGUGGCAAGGUCGGGAGUGGGGGAACCCAAUAGCAGAUGAGGAUCCGGGACUUGCUUCCACAGGCAAUCAGGAGCCACUGGAGGAUUCUGAGCUGCCCCAUGGAGCAUGGAUGGAGAGGAGGGAUGAAGAGGCAGCUGCAGGUCCGUGGGAGGAAGGUGGCACCAGCAGCUUGGGGCCAAAGCUACAGGGACACAGAAGGGGAUCAUGGGAGAAGGAGGACCAAGGGGUACCCAGGGGGAGCCUGGGAGCAGCAGACACUCCAGGGCAGGGCAGCAGGGACUGGGGACAGACAAUGACCGACCUCCUCUCUGACCUCAGACACUCAGCACCUUGGAUGGGGCCAGAAGGCAUCAGGGAGCCACUGCAGGCUCCUAGCAGGGUGACACAGGCCCCAACCCAGUUUCUCUAUGGUUCCUCUGGGAAUGGAAGGAAAGAGACCAAGGCCAGUGGCCAUUCCAGGGGGCCACCUCACCCCUGGUCCUGUCAGAUGAGCCAGGCUUUUUUGAGAAGGCCCCUAGGACUCUUCAGGGGCCAGUGGGCAGGGAAGAGCCUUGAGGAGGCUGGUCUGAGCCCUGAGGAGGGGGCUGCCCCCAGCUUGCUCCCCUCAGCUCAGCCUGAGCCCACCAGGCCCGCCUCCCCCGGCUGUGCUGCUGACUGCAUGACCCAGGUUGAGCCUCACCUGUGCCCCGCCCAGUGAGAAGGGCCAGCUGUUCUGUAUCCUGACCAUGGCAGCAAGCAUAGGACACUACACGUGUGUUAAGAUUCACAGACCUGGAAGCUGUCCUCAAAAAAGUCAACUUGACCGUUAUGUUAAUAAAACCCAAGA